Paramecium pentaurelia is the source of this 2531-nucleotide messenger RNA. NCBI's taxonomy places the organism in Eukaryota, Ciliophora, Oligohymenophorea, Peniculida, Parameciidae. The record is from the annotation of a GenBank genome assembly.
AUGUUAAUCAUCAUUUUGUUAAAUUUACAAGUUGCAGUAUACACGCGUUAUGCAUCUACAUAAGUUAAAAAUACUGCAACUUUUUAAUAAUUUAAAAUUCAUACAAGUGAAACUACAGUAUCAAGAUCAGGACAUAAAAUUAAUUUAGAAUAAAGUCUCAUAUUAGAAAUAAGAAAAGAAAAUAUAGAUUAAGUUGAUAUUCAAAUCUAUGAUGAGGCAAAUAAACACUUUAGAAUACCAUCAAGUCCUGUAAUUGAAUUCACUUAUAACAUAGCCUUUCAACUAUAAUGAUGUGAAAGACCCUUAAUUAUUUGAUCAUUAUGAUUAUGAUAUCAAAGUAUCAUAAAAUCCUAUUGUAAUAUAAAUUUAACGAGAUAAUGCUACCAUUUUUACAUUAACUGAUUUAAUCUUUAGUGAAACAUAUAUUGAAUUCACUCAUUUUCCAUAAAAUAAAUAAAUGUGGGGUUUAGGAGAAAGAAAUUAAGUUGGAUUUCGUUUCAGAGAAGGAAUUUAUACUUUAUUUGCAAGAGAUGAACCGAAUAUAAUAGAAAAUGGUAAGAGACCAGGAAAACAUGUAUAUUCUAGUCAUCCAGUCUUAUUAAGUAUGGAAGAAAGUGGUAAAUUCAAUGUUAUGUUUUAUAAAACAGCAUCUCCAAUGGAUGUACAUUAUGAAGAUGAUAAAAUGAAAUUUAUAACUAUAGGAGGAAUAAUAAAUAUAAAAUUAUUCUUAGGUGAUUCUUAUCCAAGAACAGCAAUUAAAAAAUAUCAUCAAUAUUUAGGAGGUUGGAUGCUUCCACCUUUUUGGGGAUUUGGAUUUCAUUAAUGUAGAUGGGGAUAUAAAAAUAGCAGUGUUUUAAUAGAAGUUGUACAAUAAUAUUAGAAAAAUCAUAUACCAAUAGAUAUUAUUUGGACUGAUCUUGAUUAUAUGGAUGAUAGAUAAAUAUUUUCUGUUGAUAAGCAUAAUUUUCCAAAGAAAGAUUUUUAAUACUUAAAAGGAUUAGGUGUGAGAUAUAUUCCAUUGUUAGAUGUUGCUGUUGGUGUAAAAUAUGGGACUUAAGAUGAAGGUUAUAAAAAAGGAACAGAAUAUGAUAUUUUUUUAUAUUCUCCAUAUACAGGUUAUCGCUUUUAGGGUUAUGUAUGGCCAGGAGAUUCCUAUUUUCCUGAUUUCUUUCAUCCUAAUAUCAGUUAAUAUUGGAAUGAAAUGCAUUAACACUUAUAUGAAUAAGUAGAAUUUGAUGGUCUAUGGGUUGAUAUGAAUGAACCAGCAAAUUUUUGUGAAGGAGAAUGUAAUUGGAGAAAUCAUCAUCGUGAUCAUCCAAAAAGAGAAGAUAAAUUAAAUAAUGAAAUCAUUUUUCCAUACAUUCCAGGAGAAAUACCAUUAGCUAAUAAAACAUUACCUCCUCAUUUAUUACAUCAUGGACAAUAUUUACAUAAGGAUGUUCAUAAUCUCUAUGGAAUAAUGGAUUCUUAUUAUACUUAUUAAGCUCAAAAAGCUUUGGGGAAAGUACAACCAUUUUAGAUUACUAGAUCUACAUUUCCAGGUACUGGUAAAUAUGCUUAACAUUGGACAGGGGAUAAUGGAGCAUCAUGGGAUUUUCUUUAUUUAUCAUUGGGACAAGUAUUUUAAUUUUAAAUAUUCGGAAUUCCUAUGGUUGGAGCUGAUGUUUGUGGAUUUAUGGGUGAUACAAAUGAUAAACUAUGUUGUAGAUGGAUCUAAUUGGCCUUCUUUUAUCCAUUUUUUAGAAAUCAUAAUAAUGAUUUAUCUAAACCAUAAGAAUUCUACAAACUUGGAUUUCAUGUUGUUUAAUCUGCAUAAAAAAAUAUACAUUUAAGAUAUUCAUUAUUGAAAUGGUUUUAUUCAAUUUUCAUUCGAGAAUAAAACCAUGGUUCAAGUAUAUUAUAAUAAUUAACUAUUAGUAAUUAAUCCCUUAUUUUUCAUAUUCCCUGAAGAUUAUCUUACAUAUAGAGAUUUUGUAAUGGAUACUCAAUUGUUAAUAGGAGAAGAAUUAAUGGGUGCCCCAAUCCUAAAUGAGGGUGUAACAAGAAUAGCUUAUUUCCCAGAUUCAAAUUGGUAUGACCUGAUUACUGGAUUGGAAUUAAAGGGUAAAUAAGAUCAUACUCUGUAUUGUUCAUACAAUGAAAUAGUACCAAUAUUUAUUAGAAGUGGUUAUUUAGUGAUACAAAAUACAAAAGAAAUGAUAAAAAAUCUGAAAUCUUUAGAUAAUCAUUAUAGGAUCAUUGCAGCUCCAAUAAAUUAAGAAGCAAAAGGAGUAUUUGCAGAUUUAGAUGAUUUUGAAGAUGAAGAGAAAGCACUUGUAGCUGAAAUAAUUAAUAUCAAAUUAUCAGUUGAAGAACAAAAUAUAAAGAUUACGAUUUCUUAAAGUCAUUCAGAACUAAUUAUUGAUGAGAUAUUAAUUUAUGGAUUAGAAUGUACAUAUAAGUAAUGUUCAUCUGGGUAUUAUAAAUAUAACUCAGUAUUCAAGGGUCCAUUUAAUAUGGGAUAAGAUAAAACUGAAUUAGUGUUAAAUUGA